GAGAAACAGAAAAGGACAGUGAAAGAUAGGAAGAUGCACUCCAAAGACUACAUCCGCAAAGUGCAAAGGACAACAGGAGAGAAGAGGAGGAACCCAAGACAAGAGCUGGAUCUUUAACUGGAUCACCCCGCAGAAGUAAGUGUGCCCAAAACACCUCGGAGGAAUUGCCACUUAAUUUCCAGAAGUUCAAAUCUUGGAGAAAAAAGUUUACCAGGCCGAUUGGAUGCUGCUUUUAAAAGGACACGUGGGUAAUUCACAUGCAUGUCAAGCAAGACGUUUUCAGUUCAUUUUGCCUGUUUAUAAAUCCAAGUCAUGAGUUAUGUUUCCGUGCUCUUCUGGUUCAAGUGCAGGACACUAAUCACAGAUGAUUUCGGGGGAUUGCAUGCAAUUUGAGUGUUUAAGAUGAUUUAAAAUCACUACCUAUGGAGCUCAGCAUCGAUCCGGGUCAGACUGCAAACGUCUCCGCCUCGUCGCCUUUGCUUAAACAGACUCACGCAGGCGGGUUUAAGAAAGUGUGUCGGAUCGAAGAGGAAAGCACGUGUCCGUUCCCCGGCCUGCCGGCAGGUGUGCUGGAAAUGAGGGUGAAGGAGGGCAGCAAGAUUCGCAAUCUCAUGGGUUUCGCAAUGGCGCGCAUGCAGAACGACGCCCGGAACGCCGGUCAAACCGGAUUGAGGCAGGUCGUGUUCACUGGGUCCGGACGGGCCGUGACCAAAACCAUCACGUGUGCCGAGAUCAUGAAAAGAAAGCUCGGUGGCCUCCAUCAGAUGACCAAACUGCAGUACAAGGGUCUGCGAGAGGUCUGGGAGAGCCAAGAGGGAGGCGAUUCUGAGGUGACCGUCCACCGGACGCUUCCGUCCAUCAGCAUCCUGCUCUCCAAAGACCCGCUGGACCCGCUGGAACCAGGCUACCAGCCUCCAGAGAACGGCUUGUGGGAUGAGAGGAACGGAGGAGAAGCUUCGCAGACGGCGGAGAAACGAUCUGUAGACUCGUCUGAGACUCUGACCGAGCCACAGGCGAAGAGAGUCUGUCUCUGAGGAUCAUUAAAGAUGAUCGUUUGCACCGAAACUCUCUUAGAAACAGCCUGACUGACUUGAAAGCUGAACAAUAAGAAGAUGUUAGUUCAUCACCAACUUACAAAUACACAUGCACAUCACUUGCAGUCUUGAUUUAGGAGUUUAAAUCCAGGUUUUGAGCAUGCAAUUUAAUUCUUAGAUAUAAUCAGACAACCGUUCCCUGGAAAUGCAUGAACUGAUUAAAAAAACCGGAAUGCAUAAAUGUAAUUUAAAGUGCAAUUUAAACAUUACUUAAAAAUACGACGAGCAAAAGUAUUUGUAUUUAUGUCUAAAGCUACUGGUUUUAGUGUGGAGCCAGUUUUCUGACCCAGAACCACAUUCUUUGGUCUGAUCCAUGCAAACGUCUCAUAUGGACAUCAAAGUGAAAUGGAGAUGAUCUCAGAUGCUUCAUAACAGGUCGUUCUGCUGGAAAGAUGCUGUGUUGUUUUAUUAAGAUGGAGUUUGAGAGCUGACCCAUGCUCAUAACCAACCCACAAAUAAACAUGCACAUCAAAGUCUUGAUUUAAGAGUUUAAAUCCAGGUUUUGAGCAUGCAAUUAAAUUCUUAGAUGUAAUCAGACGAGUAUUCCCUGGAAAUGCAUGAACUGAUUAAAAAACUGGAAUGCAGUUGGAAAAAUGCAUACAUUUGCUAAAUGCACAUAAGUGCAAUUUAAACAUUAUUUAAAAAUACGACUAGUAAAAAUAUUUGUAUUUAUGACUAAAACUACUGGUUUAGUGUGGUUCAGGUUUUAAUGUGGAGCCAACUUUCUGACCCAGAACCACAUUCUUUGGUGGAAACCAGUCCAAGGCUGCGUUUCCCAAAAGCAUCGUAAGCUUAAGUACUUCGUAGACCAAUUGAAACCAAUGGAGCCACGAUCAACUUAUGAUGCUUUCAUCUCAGAUAGGCUUCAAAGUCAGAUGGAGAUGAUUUCAGAUGCUUCACAAUAGGUUGUUCUGCUGGAAAGAUGCUGUGUUUUCUUAUUAGAGAGCUGAUAAAGAUCAUCUUAAGAUGGAGUUUGAGAGCUGACCCAGCUCAUAACCAACCCACAAAUAAACAUGCACAUCACAGUCUUGAUUUAGGAGUUUAAAUCCAGGUUUUGAGCAUGCUGUUUAAUUCUUAGCUAUAAUCAGACGAGCAUUCCCUGGAAAUGCAUGAACUGAUUAAAAAACUGGAAUGCUGUUGGUUUGCUAAAUGCAUAAAUCUAAUUUAAAGAGCAAUUUAAACAUUAUUUAAAAAAUACGACAAUCAAAAAUAUUUGUAUUUAUGUCUAAAACUACUGGUUAUAGUGUGGAGCCGAUUUUCUGACACAGAACCACAUUCUUUGGUGGAAACGGUCCAGAUCCAUGCAAACGUCUCAGAUGGACAUGCAAGUGAGAUGGAGGUGAUAUCAGAUGCUUCCUAAUGGCUCGAGCUGCUGGAAAGAUGUUUUAUUAGAGAGCCGAUAAAGAUCAUGUUAAGAUGGAGUUUGAGAGCUGACCCAGCUCAUAACCAACCCACAAAUAAACAUGCACAUCACAGUCUUGAUUUGAGUUUCAAUCUUGAUUUUGAGCAUGCAGCAUCACUAGUUUAAUUCAGUGUCUUCAAUAUAAUCAGACAUGCAUUUCCAGGGAAUGCAUGAGCUGACUAAAAACCGGAAUGCAGUUGGAUAAAUGCAUUCAUUUGCUAAAUGCAUAAAUGUAAUGUAAAUGCAAUUUAAGCAUUAUUUAAAUAUAUGACAAGUAAAAUUAAAUGCGAUCAAUAUUCAUGUAUGACUAAAAUACUGCUGCGGAGACCAGCAGGUUUUAAUGUGGAGCCAAUUUUCUGUCCUAAAACCUUUUUCUUUGGUGAAAUCUGGUCCAGAUUAAGCAUGCAAACAUCUCAGAUGGAUGUCAAAGUGAUUUCAUAUGCUUCAUAACAGCUUCAUGCUGUGUUGUUUUAUUAAAGAUGUGAUAAAGAUCAUGCUAAGAUAGAGUUUGAGAGCUGAACAUUUAGAAAUGUUUAUAACCAACCCACAAAUAAGCAUGCACAUCACAGUCUUGAUUUGAGGUUAAAUCUUGAUUUUGAGCAUGCAGCAUCACUAAUUUAAUUCAGUGACUUUGAUAUAAUCAGACAUGCAUUUCCAGGGAAUGCAUGAACCAAUAAAAAAAGGAUGAAAAAUAUGGAUAAAUGCAAAUGCAAAAAUGUCAUUGAAACAAUAUAACAGGUCAAAUUUAAGGCAAUCAAUUCAUGUAUAUUAUAUAUCUAUGAAUAAAAUAGAAAACUGAUGUUACUGGUUCCCCCAGACCAAUCUCUUUCUCUUAGUAGAACUGAUCUAGAAGCAUGCAAACAUCUCAGAUGGAUGUUGAAGUGAGAUGAUUUCACACGCUUCAUAAUGUCUCGUGCUUCUGGAAAGAUGUUGUGUUGUUUUAUUAGAGAGCCUGUAAAAACCUUGUUAAGAUGCAGUUUGAGAUAGAAGUGUUUUUCUGUUUUCAUUGUAUUAUUUCUUACCUCAGCAAAACCAAACGCAGCAGCAUGCAGCUCAAGCAGACUGACAGUUCUUCAGAGCUUCAGCGUGCAGCUUCUGUGCAAAUAAAGCAUUUGCUCCUCAUGCUUUCUCUGUGGUUUUAACCGCACAGAAAGUGCCACCGUGAGCAACUUUACUGUGACGAGUUGAAGCGCUUUCAUCCGGACAAAACGUUCCUGUUCCAAUAGAGCGGCACGUCGUAUUACAGCGCCGGAUUCUGAUAAAUGUCUUUUGAGGGAUUUAUUUGAGGGACGGUUGAUUUAAUUACAUUCACCCUGAUAAGCUUCUACCUGCAGACUGAACUAACCUGCACGCCGCUUCUUUGACUCGAUUACAUAAUGUCACCAUCAUAAUGCUCGAUUGCAUCUCUGAGAUGAAUAAUCUUCUGGAAAAGCAAACAUCUAGUCUGGCAGAAUGUUUGUGGGGAAAAAAGCAAUUUCCAUCUUAAGAAGUAGAAAAACGUUUCUUGACAGGCAGAGCAUUUUCAGUAAACAUCACUCAGAGGUCUGUGGUCCUCAUGCAUGCUUUAAAAAUGGGAAUAUGAUUUUUUCCAAGUCAACAUGAAAGUGAUUUAUUCACAUCUGUCUUUUGAAAUCUUUCAUUAAAAUCAACUGCAGCAUGCGAAAUGGUGCCGUCGGUCAAAUUUCUGGCAACCUUUCCAAUCAAUGUUCUGUUGGAAAUGCAUCAUAAUUAAUAAUUAAAAACUAAUGUUGAAUUCAUUCAGAAUCACAGAUUAUGGUGGAAUUUCUAGGUCUUGAGUUUUCACAAAACAAGACUUAAUA
Molecule: messenger RNA, 4316 nt
Organism: Onychostoma macrolepis
Lineage: Eukaryota; Metazoa; Chordata; Actinopteri; Cypriniformes; Cyprinidae
Gene: rpp25b
Product: ribonuclease P and MRP subunit p25, b
Exons: 1
Coding region: 423-1034 (203 amino acids)
Biological process (GO): tRNA 5'-leader removal
Cellular component (GO): ribonuclease MRP complex
Molecular function (GO): RNA binding
Source: RefSeq, a predicted model, not a curated record